Messenger RNA from Enhydra lutris kenyoni (northern sea otter), 3314 nucleotides. RefSeq names its product myosin XIX. Gene Ontology annotation, molecular function: ATP binding; microfilament motor activity; actin filament binding. The record is from RefSeq and is a predicted model, not a curated record. The transcript is spliced from 27 exons. Gene Ontology annotation, cellular component: myosin complex; actin cytoskeleton; vesicle. NCBI's taxonomy places the organism in Eukaryota, Metazoa, Chordata, Mammalia, Carnivora, Mustelidae. Gene Ontology annotation, biological process: actin filament organization; vesicle transport along actin filament. The coding region runs from base 346 to 3306 and encodes 986 amino acids.
GCAGCCGCGCCCUUGGCUGGGGUCACAUCCACCUUCCUGGGAAGGACACACUCUCCCCGUACCAGUGGUCACACCCUUUCCAGAAAUUCUUGGUUGGUAACCGCGAAGCUGGGAGAACUGGAGAAAACCGCUCUAAUCUGACUUGACUCUGGCUGGGUACGGAGGCUGCAUCAUCAAAACCAACAUUUGCAAAGCGUUCUCUGAGGCUCUGAGGUGACUCAUCUCAGAUUCCUCCAGAACUGAGCCUUUUGCUGGACCUAUGUUCCAACCUGUGCCUCCAUGACCAGGUGGCUAGCACUCCUCGUGCCUAUGACCCAGAACCCUGGCUGACCACACUGAGGCAGGAUGCUCCAACAGGUUAAUGGUCACAGUUCAGGCUCUGGUGCCCAAGGUGGGGAGUCUCUCAGAGAAGACCUGCAGGAGUUCCUGAGCGGGGAAGCCCCGCUGCACCAGCUAGAUGACCUCACCAAGGUGAAUCCUGUGACACUGGAGACAGUCUUGAGGUGUUUGCAGGCUCGGUACGCAGCAGACACGUUCUACACCAAUGCUGGCUGCACCCUGGUCGCUCUGAACCCCUUCAAGCCUGUCCCUCAGCUCUAUUCACCAGCACUGAUGAGAGAGUACCACGCUGCUCCUCAGCCCCAGAAACUGAAGCCCCACAUCUUCACUGUGGGUGAACAGACCUACAGGAAUGUCAAGAGCCUGAUUGAGCCAGUCAACCAAUCUAUCAUUGUCAGCGGAGAGAGUGGUGCUGGAAAGACAUGGACGUCCCGCUGCCUGAUGAAGUUCUACGCUGUGGUGGCUGCCUCACCCACAUCCCAGGAGAGCUAUAAGAUUGCAGAGCGGAUUGAACAGCGAAUCUUGAACUCCAACCCUGUCAUGGAAGCUUUUGGGAAUGCGUGCACCCUGAGGAAUAACAACAGCAGUCGCUUUGGGAAGUUCAUCCAGCUCCAGCUAAACAGGGCCCAGCAGAUGACCGGAGCUGCAGUCCAGACAUACCUCCUGGAGAAAACACGAGUGGCCUGUCAGGCGUCUAGUGAGAGGAACUUCCACAUCUUCUACCAGAUCUGUAAAGGAGCCAGCAUGGACGAGAGGCUCCAGUGGCACCUCCCCGAGGGAGCAGCCUUCUUUUGGCUGCCCAACCCAGAGAGGACCUUGGAAGAGGAUUGUUUCGAGGUGACCAGAGAGGCCAUGCUUCAUUUGGGCAUCGACACCCCUGCUCAGAACAACAUCUUUCAGGUCCUGGCCGGACUGCUGCACCUCGGCAACGUCCGCUUUGCCCACUCUGAGGACGAAGCCCAGCCCUGCCACCUGACGGGAGAUGCCCAGUGCUCUCUCAAGACAUCAGCCUUGCUGCUGCAGCUUCCAGAAGACCCGCUGCUGGAGACGCUGCGGAUCAGAACCAUCAGGGCAGGCAGGCAGCAGCAGGUGUUCCAGAAACCCUGCUCCCAAGCCGAAUGCGACACCCGCAGAGACUGUGUGGCCAAACUAGUCUAUGCACGGCUGUUUGACUGGCUGGUGUCCGUGAUCAAUAGCAGCAUCUGUGCAGACCCUGCCUCCUGGACCACUUUCAUAGGCCUGCUGGAUGUGUACGGGUUUGAGUCCUUUCCCAACAACAGCCUGGAACAGUUGUGCAUCAACUAUGCCAACGAGAAGCUGCAGCAGCACUUUGUGGCUCACUACCUGAGGGCCCAACAGGAGGAAUAUGCAGUCGAGGGCCUGGAGUGGUCAUUUGUCAACUACCAGGACAACCAGACCUGCUUGGAUCUCAUCGAGGGGAGUCCCAUCAGCAUCUGUUCCCUCAUAAACGAGGAAUGCCGCCUGAAUCGGCCAAGUAGUGCAGCCCAGCUCCAGACCCGCAUCGAGAGUGCACUGGCGGGCAGCCCCCGCCUGGGCCACAACAAGCUCAGCCGGGAGCCCAGCUUCGUCGUGCUGCAUUACGCGGGGCCCGUGCAGUACCACACUGCAGGCCUGGUGGAGAAGAACAAGGACCCUGUCCCCCCUGAACUGACCAGGCUCCUACAGCAAUCCCAGGACCCCCUACUCAAGGUGCUGUUUCCUGCUGACCCCGAAGAAAAGGCCCAGGAGGAGCCCUCUGGCCAGAGCAGAGCCCCUGUGUUGACUGUGGUGUCCAAGUUCAAGGCCUCCCUGGAACAGCUUCUGCAGGUUCUGCAUUGCACGACGCCCCACUACAUUCGCUGCAUCAAGCCCAACAGCCAGGGCCAGGCGCACAGCUUUCUCCAGGAGGAGCAGGGAGAUCUUCUUAAGGUCCCAAGGAGUAGACCCCCAGCAGCCACUCCUCUGGACAGCCUGCAGGUCCUGAGCCAGCUGGAGGCCUGUGGCCUCGUGGAGACCAUCCACAUCAGUGCUGCUGGCUUCCCGAUCCGGAUCCCUCACUGGAACUUCGUGGAACGAUAUGAAGUACUGAGAAGGAUCUGUGCUCGCACAUCCUCUGGCCCCCACAGCCCAUCUCCUGCUGAAGGGCACUCCGAAAGGUCUCCGUGCACCGAGGCAGCCACUCUGCAAGCUGUCCUCCAGGACAUCCUCCACACUCUUCCAGCUCUGACUCAGGCAGCAGCCACACUUGGUGACCCCGCUAAGGCCACACCAGCCCCAGUUCACUGUGGCAGGACCAAGGUGUUCAUGACGGACUCCAUGCUGGAGCUUCUGGAACACAGACGCGCCCAGGUGCUGGAGCAGUGUGCCCGCCGCAUCCAGGGCAGCUGGAGGCGACACUGGCAUCGCAAGCAGGAGAGGCAGAGGCGGGCGGCCGUGCUCAUCCAGGCAGCCAUCCGUUCCUGGUUAGCUCGGAAACACGUGCAGAGGCUACACACAGCCGCCACAGUCAUCAAGCGCGCGUGGCGGAAGUGGAGAAUUGGAAUGGCCUUCCUUGCUUCGAAAGAACUGGAUGGUGUGGAAGAAAAACACUUUUCUCAAGUUCCCCUUCCCACGGGCUCCUCCCUGCUGCCACAGACACAGACCAGCCUCCUGGCAGCAAUAAUCCGCCUCUGGCCCCUGGGACUGGUCCUGGCCAACGCAGCUGUGGGGGUCCGCGGCUUUCAGAGGAAGCUGGUGGUCUGGGCCUGCCUCCAGCUCCCUGCGGGGAACCCCAGUAGCUACCCCGUCCAGACAGCACAAGGACAAGCUGGUGUCACAUCCAUCCGAGCACUGCCUCAGGGCUCAAUCAAGUUCCACUGCAGGAAGUCUCCGCUGCCGUACGCUGACAUCUGCCCUGAACCCUCACCCUACAGUGUUAGUGGCUUUAAUCAGAUUCUGCUGGAAAGACACAGCCUGGGCCACGGGUGAGGUCUUCU